Molecule: messenger RNA, 1272 nt
Organism: Erpetoichthys calabaricus (reedfish)
Lineage: Eukaryota; Metazoa; Chordata; Cladistia; Polypteriformes; Polypteridae
Product: PWWP domain-containing DNA repair factor 3A-like
Exons: 5
Coding region: 245-865 (206 amino acids)
Source: RefSeq, a predicted model, not a curated record
UUCUGAGUGUACCAUUGCUGAGUGCCGGUGCGGGUACCCUGCUUUUGGAGACGCGCCUUUUUGGGAUGCUUGGACAAUCAAAGGUGACACCUCACAUCCAACCAGGGGAAAAUAGUUUAAAUAAGCUUGGAAUUUUACAUUUUUUAAUGUCUAAACAAGUUCAUAUAGUGUUACUUUAAAUACACCAGUGUGUGUUUUGGUGUAUACAGGUAAACUUUUACUGGCACUCUUUUUUUUCUGUUAAAUGAAUAACAUCAAUAUUUUAAUGUCUAAAAGUCAGGACCAAGAAGAUCAUGGCAGCAGUGAACUCAUUGAGGAAUAUACUGAUACAGCCACACCAAGUGUAGGAGAGCAGGCUGGCUGUGUGGCUGCAGAAGGGCAGCUGACUGAAGAACAAGUGGCUCAGAUUUUUGCAGCUGCAGAGAUCAGCAGGGCCUACAGGAGGACUCAUCAUGAAAAACAGUUAGAGUUCAUAAUAAAGGACCAUGGAGCAGAUGAUCACUUGCUGGCUGUUGUAUCUCGUAAGGUAUCGUCCAAAUGGUUAAAAAAUUAUGAAAAUCCUAAAGGUCACCGGGUAAUGACUUAUAUAGAAGAUGAGGAGCUGAUAGAUGGCCUCUACAACUUCUUGGAUGAAGUGCUGUCAAGAGCUGUAGGCACUUUUGAGAGGAUUGACAGAGUUCACAUCAUUCUGGAUGUGCUGAUGCCAGAGGCUCUUAUUAAAGCUAUACAAAUAGUUGAGAGGAUUUCUCUGCUAGAGGCAGAAAAUCUGUUCAUGGAUGGACCAGAAUACGUGAGAGGGAAGAGUUUGACAAACUUGUUUUGCAACAGUUGGAAGCACAAGGAAAGAAACACGGAGGCAUUUUAACUCAGGAUUACAUCUCAACCCUACUCAAAUAAAUGUGUCUCUUUCUUUACUUCUCUUUUGCCUUUUUUAUUUCUGUGUGUUAAAAUGACUGUGCAUAAUAGAGUUGUAUAUAUUUAAUGUAACUAUUGAUGUAAAUAAUAAAGGACACUUUCUGUUAUUGUUAAAGAUUGUUGAUUAAGUUCUGUAUAUUUGAAAUUGCUUGUCUGUUUUUAGACAAUUGAUGUCAUCUGGAUUUUUUCUUUAAUUGUUAUAACUGCUUUGUACAGUUGUUAUGCAUUUUACAUUGUUGUUUUAUUUAUAUAUAAUAUAUAGAAGCGGGCAUGCUGUUGUUUUAAUAUUUCAGUAUAUUCCUUGAUCAGUUUGUUUGUUAAAUUUAAUCUUUGUGCAUUCUUUCUUUCAAUUCAACU